Molecule: messenger RNA, 2082 nt
Organism: Alternaria novae-zelandiae
Lineage: Eukaryota; Fungi; Ascomycota; Dothideomycetes; Pleosporales; Pleosporaceae
Exons: 5
Coding region: 1-2082 (693 amino acids)
Biological process (GO): zinc ion transmembrane transport; intracellular zinc ion homeostasis
Cellular component (GO): membrane
Molecular function (GO): glutathione transferase activity; zinc ion transmembrane transporter activity
Source: RefSeq, a predicted model, not a curated record
AUGGCCCACAACCACGACCACCACGAGCCAGGCCAUCAUGCGCAUGGGCACAAGCAUGGCCGCUUCCAAGUCAGCCGAAAGACCCGACUCAGGGCCGUGAUAGCCAUAUCUUUCUGCUUCUUCGCGGCCGAAAUCUCCGUAGGCUUCUAUACAUCAUCACUUGCCCUGGUAGCUGAUGCCUUCCACUAUCUCAACGACCUUAUCGGAUUUAUCGUGGCCCUGGUAGCUGUCCAGGUGACAGAGCGCAAGACUUCACCUCCAGAUCUCUCCUUCGGUUGGGCGCGGGCCUCACUCCUCGGCGCCUUCUUCAACGGCUCUUUCCUUCUCGCCCUCGGCGUCAGCAUCACACUACAAUCUAUCGAGCGCUUUAUCUCCAUUGAACGCGUCGACAAUCCCAAACUAGUCCUGAUUGUGGGUUGUGUUGGCCUAGCUCUCAACAUCAUCAGUGCCUUGUUCCUACAUGAGCAUGAUCACGACCACGGCCCUGGUAGCAGCGGCGACGAGGAGAGUAUGUCACUUGCGCCAAUGCAUGCCAAUCACCUGCACAUAUCCGCGAAACCAAAGAAGCACGGAAUGGAUCUGGGUAUUCUCGGAGUUCUCAUCCACGUUAUCGGCGACGCGAUCAACAACAUCGGUGUCAUCAUCUCCGCCGUUAUCAUAUGGUUCGUCAAGUCGCCUAAUCGUUAUUAUGCCGACCCAGCAGUUAGUAUGUGGAUCGCCAUCAUGAUACUUCUCACUGCAAUUCCCCUCACGAAGCGUAGCGGCAAGAUUCUGCUCCAGUCUGCUCCCCUGGGCGUCAAGAUCGAGGACGUCAAACACGAUUUGGAGGCCAUUCCUGGUGUGCUUAGUGUGCACGAACUGCACGUCUGGCGUCUGGAUCAGAAGAAAGCUGUCGCAUCAGCACACGUUGUGGUCAGUGACCCUGACAUCGCGAGCUUCAUGAGCAAAGCCAAGAUUUUCUCUGAAUGUCUGCAUGCGUACGGCAUUCACUCGGCAACACUACAGCCUGAGCUGGCUGCUUCUUCGGACAGGCUCCAUGAGGCUGAAGAUGGAGGCAGAGAAACAUCCGAAGGCGUUCCUAAAAUGUCCACCAAAGAAAUCCACAAGUACGGCACCGACGAUGGCUGGCACGGCAUCAUCCAAGAAGGAGGUGACUUCCCACCCGAGAAAGACAGAUACCACCUCUACAUCGGUCUCUUCUGCCCCUUCGCCCACCGCCCAAACCUAGUCCGACACCUCAACCACCUCCAACCCUACCUCCCCAUCUCCAUCGUCCGCCCCUACCCAAAGGGCGAACCUGGCUGGCGCUUCGACGCCAGCUACCCUAACGCAACACCCGACCACCUCUUCGACAGCCAGUUCAUGCACCAGAUCUACUUCCGCGACGACCCAGCUUACAAGGGGAAAUACAGCGUGCCGCUUCUGUGGGACAAGAAGAGCGGUCGUAUAGUGAAUAAUGAGAGUGCGGAGAUGUUGAAGUGGUUACCGCGGGCUUUUGAUUCCGUGUUGAAGAGUGAGGGGAAGGGUGUGGGAUACGACUUCUAUCCCGAGGAGCUGAGGCAGAAGAUCGAUGAGAUCAGUCCGUGGUUGCAGUCGCUGAUUUGCGCGGGCGUGUAUAAAUCGGGUUUCGCGCCGACUCAAGAAGGCUACGAGAAGGGUGUUGUUCCGCUUUUUGCUGCGCUGAACCGACUGGAAGAACUUGUGCACAAGAACGGCGGACCGUAUGUCCUGGGCGACAAGCUGACUGAACUCGAUCUCCUGGCUUAUCCGACGAUCGUCCGUUUCGACACGGUAUACUCGCAGCAUUUCAAGACGAAUCUGGGUUCCAUACGGCAUGACUACCCUGUUCUGAACAAUUGGCUCAAGAAUCUGUAUCACAACGUCGAGGGGUUUAAGGAGAGUACGGAUUUCAGGCAUAUCAAGGAGAAUUAUACGAAGAGUCAUGGCGAUAUCAACCCGCUUAGUAUCACGCCGCUAGGACCGUAUCCGGACGUGGAAGAGGGGUAUGAGAAGGAUUGGAGUAAGUUGAAGCCUGGGAAGGUAGCGCAUCCGCGGGUCUUGGAGGAACAGAGUAAGCUUUGA